This is a messenger RNA of Cuscuta campestris, 855 nucleotides long. Lineage: Eukaryota; Viridiplantae; Streptophyta; Magnoliopsida; Solanales; Convolvulaceae. The record is from the annotation of a GenBank genome assembly.
CCGAAGUGACGUGUCAACCAUGAGGUCGGGUGACCAGUGGUGGUUCGGAUCCUCCGGAUUCGACUAGGCGGCUAUUCGGAGCAUGGCGCUGGGUGACCAAUCACCCCCGAUUAAAGACGACUUCGGCUUCAUCCCGCUCGAUAACGGCCAUAGCUUUCACAAGCUUCGAUUCUGCUCCAUCGUCCCUCUGACGAUUCAAGCUCUUCCACACCUCAAAUUCUCGAUCCAGGAAAUUGCCUCAGCCGUCCCCAGGCCAAUCGCCACCUCCAUCGCCAACCAAAAUUGUUGAUGCCAUCCCCACACAAGGUCACCGUCGUCACUACAGUGAAGAUCAGAGGGCUUGAAGGCUAGUCUGUUAAUGUACACCCUGCAACUCCAUAUUUUUCUUCUUGUAUGGAUAAAAGAAACAAAAAGAAUGUAAGUACAAUCAAACCAGAUGCACACAUGUUGAGCAUGGAACCCCUGCAAAUGAAGAAGAAGAGUGAUGGUUACAACUUGCGGAAAAGUUUCGCCUGGAAUAAAUCAUUUUUUACCGAUGAAGGCGUACUGGAUCCAAUAGAACUUUCUUUGAUCAGUGGAACAUGUACUGAUACAAGCAGAGGUGGCUUGUGUUCCAUUGAAGAAAGGAGAACCCCACAAUCUUGCAACUCCUGGAAAAAUGUCAGUUCUCCGUCAAAAUCUAUUAAAAAGAAUUUGAGCAAAGAAAUCAAUGCUACAUCUUCAAAAGAAGAUACAGCAAAGUCUUCAUGCAAGGCACUUGCAACUCAGAAUGAUAGAACUAGCUCUACGGGACGUGUUUGUCACAGAUCUUUGUUUUCAACACCAUAUCCUUUAAAAUAUAUACCCCUUCAAUAU